Messenger RNA from Bicyclus anynana (squinting bush brown), 3057 nucleotides. RefSeq names its product organic cation transporter protein-like. Gene Ontology annotation, biological process: transmembrane transport. The transcript is spliced from 11 exons. Gene Ontology annotation, molecular function: transmembrane transporter activity. Bases 430 to 2049 code for a protein of 539 amino acids. Gene Ontology annotation, cellular component: membrane. The record is from RefSeq and is a predicted model, not a curated record. NCBI's taxonomy places the organism in Eukaryota, Metazoa, Arthropoda, Insecta, Lepidoptera, Nymphalidae.
GUAGUGAAGCGACACGAGUGCUAACUGCCAACCGCUAGUGAAGUGAACAGCGGCACAACACUAGUCAGCCACUGACCGGACGACGCGACAACGCGCAUGUGCCAAAUCGUGACAAUAACGACAAUAAUUACGAAAAAUAUGAAUAAUUAAAACUAAACUCAAUUUGUAACUACUUGCCACGUUUAAAUUUUAAUUAAAUUCUUAUAGGAACAUUUCUUUCACAAUUAAAACUAUUUUUUGUUUAUGUAAAAUACAAUAGUUUUUACAAUUAAUAAAGUGAUUAAUGUUGUGUGUAAUUAAAAAUCGUUGUUAAAUUUUGGUGAAGUUCGUCUGCGUGGAGUAGGGAUCCAUAAAGUUAUUCAAAAGAUGAGAGAGUCAUAAGAAAGAACGACAAGAAGCUGAUUUUAUUGUUCACAACAAGCCAUCAAAAUGUCGGCGUCCGCGUCCAGCCCGGAGCAGUUCAACCUGGACGGCAUCCUCAGCGAGCUGGGCAGCUACGGCAAGUACCAGCUGCUGCUGCUGCUGCUGCUGGCCUUCCGCGACUCCUUCCUCAACAUGUGCAACUUCAACUACGUCUUCACCGCCGCGGAGGUGCCCUUCAGAUGCGACAUUCCGGAAUGCGAGUCGUCCCUGGGUAGCUUCAACCAGUCGUGGAGCAUCCUGGCGGACACCAACUCCACGUGCCAGCGCCCCGUGCUCGCCACCAACGUGACGAGCAUGACUUGCUCGCCGGAAAUGUUCCUGUCAAACAGGACCGUGCCCUGCGAGCACGUUGUCUACGAGGACUACAACAGUAUUGUCGCUGAAUUCGACUUGGGGUGCCAGCCGUGGAAGAGGACUCUCAUCGGCACCGUCCACAACCUCGGCCUGCUGGUCUCCUUCAUUGUGUCAGGGUUCAUCUCCGACAGGUAUGGGCGCAAGGUGAUCAUCGUGGGCACGCCGCUGAUGGUGGGCGUGGCCGGGCUGCUCAAGUCCAUCGCCGCGGACUACUGGACGCUGCUGGUGCUGGAGUUCCUGGAGACGGCUCUGGGCUACGGGAACGCGUCUAUGGUUCUGUCGCUAGAAUCCGUGAGCCAGAACAACCGCGUGGCGUUCUCCUGCAUAUCAGAUAUCCUGUCGAGUCUGGGCGGCGCGUUCUUCGGCCUCAUCGCGUGGAAGAUCCCCUACUGGAGGCACAUGAUGCGGGCCAUCUAUGCGCCGCUGCUGAUCGUGGUGUUCUACAUCUUCCUGGUGGACGAGGGCGUGCGCUGGCUGCUGGCCAACAACCGCAAGCACGAGGCGGUGCGGGUGCUCAACAAGGUGGCCAAGAUCAACAACAUCACGCUCUCCAGCAAGGCGCGCGACAUGCUGAUGAUGAUCACCGAGGAGCAGAAUAAGGCGGAGGAGGCUGGGAAACCACAACAUCAAGAAACCCCGCGCAUAUUGUCGGUUUUGCGAUCAAAGAAGAUAGUUCUCCGCAUCACCAUCAUAGCCGGCUGCUUCUUCUGCUGCAUGUUCGUGUACAGCGGCACCAUCAUCAACUCCGCCAACAUCUCGGGCAACAAGUACCUCAACUACUCGGCCCUGCUGCUGGUGGCUGUCCCCACGAGGAUAGUGACCGCCUUGACCUUGACCAGGUUUGGCAGAAAGACGCCGAUAUGUGUGGCCUACUGUCUGUGUGCCGUGUUCUUUAUGACGUCUGCUUUUGUUCCUAAAACAAUCUGGUGGGCGUCGGUGAUGUUCUACAUGGCCGGCAAGAUGUGCAGCAGCUACGGCAUCUUCUCCAUCAGCGUGGUGGCCAUGGAGGUGUUCCCCACCGUCACCCGCAACUCGCUCACCAACAUCGCCAACACGGUGGGCCGCCUGGGCUCCGUGCUUGCUCCCCAGACGCCGUUGCUUGAGCAGUACAUGCCGGGGCUGCCCAGCGUAGUGUUCGCAGUGGCAGCGCUGGGCCCCGCCGUGCUGGCGCUGUGCCUGCCCGACACCAGCCGCACCGCGCUGCCGGAGAGGGUGGCGGAUGCGGAGCAAAUGGACGAGGAGCCUGCCACCAACAACGCCGCACCCGCGUGAUACAGUGACUUGAAAGACUGCUAAAGCAUAGAUUAGAAGUAGAGCUCAUUGUGAUACUUAAUAACGAAGAAUUGGAAACGCAUAAUAUACAGAUUGUGAUACUUGAUAGAAAAGGACUGCAAAAAGGUGUAGUAGAGCUGUUUAUGUCAAAACAACUUACUUAAAACAGUUACACAGUGGCUUCGUGAUAGUGUUUUAAGAGACUGCUAAAUCAUAGAAGUAGGGCUCAUUGUGAUACUUAAUAAUGAUGGACUGCAAACGCGUAGGAUAGAGAUUGUGAUACUUAAUGGAAAAGGACUGCAAAAAGGUGUGAUGAUAGUAAACGGCUCUACAGCCGUUUAUGUAGUACGCAUGUUUCUGAUGUCACGCAUCAGUGUGAAUAUGAAGGUUGUCGUUGAAAUCAUAGACGAUGACGAGAGACUUUAUAAAGUACGUUUCAAAUAAAUAAUAGAAAGAAAGAUCAUUAUAGGAUGUGUUUUAGCGUGUAAGUGCAAAGAUCAUUUUGAUCAUCUGUUUAUUGGUCAACGAUACGAAAGAAACUGUUAUUUUUUCCCAGUGGAGCAGUGAGCAUUGCUCAAUGACUAUAGUUACUAUUUGAUUAACUGUGAUUUUAAAUAAACUUUAGUGUAAAAUAAAACUCUUCGAGUUAAUGAUACAUGUGACAGAGAUGGUGUAAGAGAUUUGUUGCUCGUGAACGAGCUACAACUUUAUACGAUGUGAUAGGUAGUAAGAGAUAAAAUGUUGUGUAGUGUAUUGUUAUAAUAAAUUGUCAGGUUUUAGUUAUAGCGGACUAUAAUUUUAUUGUUAACGAAGUCUCAUAUAAGUUGAUAUCAUUAUUGUUUUGCAUGAACUUGAAGUGCAUGCUUUGGAACGUAAUCAUAUAAUGUAUAGAUAGGUGCCAUUUCUUUUAAGUAGCAAAUUCAAUUUUGUAAAGUUUUGUAUGAUUUAAUCUUUAGAUUGUGUGUUGUAUAUAGGUGCAAUUGUAUAAUAUAUUUUUGAUCUGUUCAA